CCAUUUUCUUGAUAGAGAAUCAUUAGUCGCUGAGUUUGACCUAACUUCCCUCAAGCCUUUAGAAUAAAAUAAAAAAAUAUUCUUCAUAAGAACUUGUUGAAGCUAAGCCUGUAGGUUUUGAUUAGCUUCUUGAUUACUUUUGUUUUUUUGAGGUGUCAUUGCACACUAUGUCAUCAUAGCAACAUAAUCUGAUUGAUCGUUUUGUUGAAAUAUUUACUUUGCUUGGGGGAGGUGGGUCUGAACCAAGGGGGCAACUUCUUUGCUUAAGGACUAAUUUGUACGUACUUUGCUUUGCUCCUCUCAUAUAAUAGGCCGAAGCUUUUUCAUCUCCUAAUAAGUCCCACCUUUCAUCUCCCAAGUCCCACCUUAUUGAGAAAUGAUUACUCUAUAUUAAUUUCUUUAACUCCAUUAUUUGGAGGUAACUAACACUUCUUUUGUUUCAUUUUUAACCAGUAUAUGGUUAAUUAAACGUGUCUUCACUGUUGAGUUCACUCUAUUAAUAAUAGCCACCAAAUAAAAAGCAUAUGGUUGGCUUGAGAUUCACUGAAACUUUGUUAGAGUUUAUGAAAUUUAGCUUUUACUGAAAAUGGUUUGAGGAGAAUAAGUAAUAAAAAUUGGUUGUGAUUAAGACUGGCUAGAGUAGGGGUUUAUGGUCAUCAGUUGAGAUAACCUGCAUGUAAGUAGGAGAAGAAUGAUGAGCCAUUUUGGGCGUUCUUGACCUCUUUUUAGAGAAAAAUUGUAAGAAAAAAACUAAUUAAGAAGAAUUGGUAAUUUAAAACCAAAUAUAAUUUAUUAAUUUUGUAACUUUACCUAAUAAGUCAAAAGUACCCAUGAUCGGUAAGGGGAUUGAUAAGCAUUACCUAUAACUCCUACCACUUUGGCUAAAUUAAAGGCUAGUUUGUUGAAAUAAAAAGACUAAUUUCUCUUAACAAAUCAUCUUUUGUUGAGACGUAACUGUAAUGUUAGAGAUUGUUUUUUACUACAAUAAAAGGUUUGAAACGUUGUUCUUGAAUGUCAACAAAAGGACAUGUCAAAUCACAGAUAGUGGAGUGAUUCAUAGACACGCAUACACCAACAUGUAUGUAUGUGGUAAGUAUAUUUUCUCAUUUGAUUGGUCUGUUUGAGCAAAAUAUGAAAAAUCAAACGUAUCUCAUGAAGAGAUUGCACCGUGUGCUGUCUAGCUAUUUUGAUUUAAAAGGAAUCUGCUUUUUGCUAUUGUAUGCACCAACUCGAAUUAUGAUGUGAUUGGAAUCAAUUGUCUUUCUUUUGUCUAUCAUAUCCACACAUGCGUGCAAUCCCUGCUACUCUUUUUUUAUUAUUAUGUGAAUUUGUUUUUCUAGUUAGUUCUUUACUAUCAAAUAUUGCAAAAGGAUAACAAAAUUCUAAAGAAGGUGUAGUGGGAGCGCAGAUGUUGAAAGCAAAAUGAAUCCAUUCACUUUUCUCUACGUGUUUUUGUUUAUAUGAACUACAACGUAGUUCUGGUAAUACACGUAUACAAAGCAAAUGAAUAGUUAAAAAGGGGACGCGGAUGCAUCCGGUCAAAGAAGAGUCUACGAGUAUGAAGUCUCGUGGAUUCGAAGGGGCGAUCAUUCAUAAACGAUGCAGUUUUACACGGUCAAAGACGAGUUCUACGAGUGUGAAAUGUCGUGGAUUCGAUGGUCAUUCACAAACUACAUGCGAUCAUUCAUAAUUUAUAAACAAUGGAGUUUUACACAAUUUUCAAUUGUGUGUGCAUGUGUUCAAAGCAAAAUAGUCGAAUUUCUCUUUCUUUUUUUGGUAAGAAACCUUAUAGUUUAUAUAUCACAUUAGCUCGAUUUCUUCUUUGUUGCAUUUUCUAAUACUUAAGUAUCGCUUUCUUUAUACAAUUCGACAUGUUUAAUUAGUCUCAUAAAGAUUAAAAAUAACGAUAUACACUUAUACGUUGCAUGGUUUUUUAGUCUUUAAUUUGAAAGCCCUUUUAACAAAAAAAAACUUAUAUGAUUAAUAUACAUACGCAUUAGUUUAAGGCAUAGUAGUAAUCUAUCAUUUCCUUCAUUUGUUUUUCAUUUUUUAAGUAUUGAUUGAUUGAUGACAUUAGAAUAAUAAAUAAAUGGAGUUUUCCUUAGCCCACGGGAGUAAUCAUUUUGCAAAUGAGCACCAUUAACCUUUUGAACAUGCUUAAUUCUUUAUCACAUAUCCAUUUAGAUAUUGUUUAAAACAUACAUCCUAAAACCAAAGUUACGCCAAGAGAAAUUUACAUUUACUUUUUUUGUUAAAGAAAAAUUUACAUUUACAAAUGAAUAUAGUUAUGUUAACCUAUAUAUAUUACUAUAUACAAGUUUACCGAGAGUGCUAUAACUGUAUUGGUUAUAAGCUAUAACUACUUACCACAUGCGUAUGUGUAUUAAGGACAUCAUUUUGACAUUUGUAUUUUGAAAAUGAUUUUUCUCAUCAAUAAACACACAAUUAAAACUUAUAUACGAGAUGAUUAAAAAAAAAUUGCGUCUACAAGUCAUUUCACUAAUAUUAAUAUCAUCAUAAAGUGCUUUCCGUUCGCCGUAUAGUACUUAGCUUUACAUAUCAUACAUGUGCGAGACUAAUUAAUCUACACACUUCUAUUAAUUCUUACAGAACAUACCAUACUAUUAAUUUUUCCUUUAAAAGAAAGUAUUUAAGGGCAAAGUCUAAUAUGUUUGUUAUAAACACAUAAGUUAUAACCAUUGAUUUUAUCAAUCGAAUCUUACGCACUCCGUGAAGUAUUUGCACCGAUUGCUAGCACCAAAUCUAUACAAAUAACCUCUUUAUCUAUAAAAAAUGCUCUAAUAUAUAGAAAAUGAUUGAUAUAUACAGUAUGUCACUUCCUUAAACUAUGCAGUAAAUAAGCCUAAGUUCGCUCAAACAGUAAGGCAACCGGUUAGGCAACAAUUAGGAGCGGAUUGGAUCGAUAUUUUUUAUAGUAACUAUUUAAUUAGGAUACACAACAUAUAGUUUUUUUACGAAUAUGAGAAAAUUUUGAUUACGGUCAAUGAUUUAAAGUUAAAAUCAAGCUGUAUAAAAAGAAUUCUUUUGAUGUUAAAAAAAGAUCCUUAUGGGUGAAAAUCGGAAAGAAACGAGUUAGAUUUUAACAUAAAUGUAAGUCAUCAUGACAUAAGUUAAUUAUUUGAAUUCAAAAACAAUAUUAAUAAUAAUUAUUAAUAAUUAAUAAUAAAUUAUUCUUAUUUAAAAUUAAUCAAAAAUAUGUUAAUUGAUAUUAUAACAGUGUUGGGUCACUUCUGUAUGGUAAAAGAAAGUGACGUUCACUGUGAUUCAUCAUAAUUAAAACUCAUCUAUACUUGCUAAAUAAAGCCUGAUUUUGUUAAUCAGAUAGAUGAUCUUGUCUUAAUCCCGCUGUCUAUGUCUAAUCAUUUCCAUUAUACUGUUGGCUCCCUGCUGUUUUGCCCUGUGCUUCUUAGCAGAAAGCUCAUAUGUUUUAUUUUGUACUAUAAUUUGUUAGAGACUCUAAACAUAGCAUUAUAAAACACAAAAUUAACAGAGUUUUGUAAGAGACUUAUAGAGUUUGAAUACUAUAUAUAUAAUUUUUUUCUCAAAUUCCUUGGACGUUAUUUUAAUACUCCAUCUGUUUCAUAAAGAUCCACGUUCUAGAAAAAAAAUUGUUUCAAAAAAAUUUAUUUUUUACUUUUUUAAUGUAUUAUAUAAUGAAAAAUUGUAAAUUUCAAAAAGGUUAAUGGUGUUUAUUGGAUUUCUAUUGGUUACAAAUUAUGGAAAAUUGUUAUUCACAAAAAAAAAAAAUGUAUUUACAAUCAAGUUUUAAUGUGUUUUAUUAGUAUGUGUGAAAGUCUAAAAUAUGUAUUUUUUUUGAAACGGAGGGAUAGUAACAUUUUGGAUAAUUUGAUACAUUAGACUAAUUAAACUGAGUGUUUGAAACGGUUCGGUUAUAUAAUUAAAAUGUAAAUUAACUAGCCAUGUUGUUUAUAAUCACCAAAUAUAAUUUCUUAUAGUGAUUACACUGGAAACUCAAUUGCCAAUUAAAAGUGGGCUGCAAAAUCAUGGUUAGUAAUGAGAAAUGCUGGUUUAGUGUUAGGUUAAUAAGUGAUAUAGUCUCUUUAGCCGCAUUAUUUGACUGUUCCUUCAUCCUCCAAAAGUCUCUUCUUUUUAACCAUUCUUUACAAUUCACUAACACAACGUUGUUUCUUAUUUCUUGUUUCUGAUUUCUAAAGCUAAAGCCUAUAGUUUCUGCAGGGUUUUCCAAAAUCUCCAUAGCUUUCUUUUUCUUUACUGUUAAAGCUAGAUGGGCUUCUAACCUAAAACUAAUUAAUGUUAAGUGGAGUGGUCCAUCCAUUUUAUAUAUUGCUUAGGAUCCUUCCAAUAUCCGAUGUGAGACAUUUAUCCCUAAUACGUCCCCUCGAGAUAAUAGCUCUUUUAGCGUCAAUUUCGGAAUGUUCGGGCAAAGAUCGAUGGGCCGAUUUUGGGCUGGAUCGAUAAUGGAUCAGAUUGGACUGCAUGGAUCGGGCUCUGAUACCAUGUUAAGCUAGAUGGACUUCCAACCUAAAACCAAUUGGUGCUAAGUAGAGUGACCCAUCUAUUAUUAUUAUUAUUUUUUUUUUGAUAACUCUGGUAUCUGGGCAGCCACAUUCCCAACUAUCCCCCCGAAAGGGAUCCAGCGCCCCAACGGUAGGGAUGUUAAAUCCGUUGUGGCCAAGACUCGAACCCGGGUGGCGGACAGUACAGCUGUACCUCCUUUACCACCAAGCUACGACCGCUUGGUUUCAAGGCAAUUAUUAACCAAAUUGCCUAAAGCUUUAAACUUUGAAUGUGGCCCAUUUAUUUUAUAUAUUGCUUAGGAUCCCUUUCAAUAUCCGAUGUGGAACAUUUAUCCCUAAUAUUUACUCCUACUUUAAAAAAAAAAAAAAAAAAAAAUAUUUACUCCUACUUUCAAAACACAAGAUUCACUACGAGUUCAUCUAACCGCUUUGUUAUAACUUAUAUCUCGCCGUAAAUCAUUCCGAAUGCACUAGAACUUGAGAAUAUUAGUGAUGAUCUCAAAAUAUUCUGUUGUACGACUUUUAGUCCCACUUGUACUGCCACCUGAAACCUUGAUGCAUGUUCCUUUUACACCAAAGUAGAGACAUAUAGUCAUCGGCUAAGCUUGAUUUCCAAGGGUGUCUCCUUUUUACUUCCGAUCACGAUCUUAGGAACGCCCCCAAAAUACUAUUUGUUCUCAUAUCAUUUACGUCUCUAUAAUAACAACCAAACCUCGAAUAAUGUUGUGUAAUCACUAAUCAGUAAAUAAGAAAAUGUGGUCGAUCGAAUGUUGUAGAACGAUGUAUUUUUGCAGUACUACUUAAUUAGACAUUCAUAGGUUUAGAAAACAAAAAAGAAAAAAGUGUAAUGGACCCAAGUAUCAAUAUUGGGUUUGCUGUAAUAGACUACAGAUUUUUGUUGUAGUACUUAAAAAAUACAGAAAAAUAAAUAAAAUGAAAAACAAACAAGACUUAUGAUGAGGGAAGGAACAACUUUAAUCUUUUACUUUAUAAGUAGGGAACACAUAAGUGAAUCUUUGGGUCAUGUCAUGUGAAUAAAGGCUACGUUGCUCUGUAACCCAGCAGUGAUCUCCUAUAACUCUUUUGAUUCAAGACAAAUUCUUAAACCUAACCAUUUUGAUUAGAUCUAUAAUAUAUUGCCACCACCAUGGACCAUUGUCAAGAAGAAAGAUAGCACAGGUUUUUCGUCUAAUGGUUUUAGAUUACUAUCUCUAAGGACCAUUGUUUAUAGUUAGGUUAAUGUAGUCAAUGUGUUACCACUCAAGCUCAGUAUCAUACUUGUUGCUGAGAACCAUUGUUGAUCCAGCGCAUGUAGUUUGGUCAAUUCAAAAUGAACCAUUCAAUGUAAAAUGUUUUUUGUUUCCUUCUAAUCAAAACAUGAAGUUCAAUAUUUUUACCACUAUAUGUUAAUGUUAUAAUAUAAAGUAUUAUUGAAAAAUAAAGAAAAUGAGGUAGAUAAAAGAUGAUUGGUGUUCAUAAGCUGUCGAGAAAGACACGUGGCAAUGAUUGCCAGUUGUCUGCCUCCUUCCUCUCUUUUAAAACACACUUCCUCCUCUUCUCUCACAUCUUCACAAAAGCCUAUUCUUCUAAACAGAAAUGGAGACUUGGGAGAAGCCAAGAGUUUCAUCUUCUAGAGAUCACUACCGUCAACCUUCCUUCUCCUCCACUCUUCUCGACCAAAUCUACCGCUCCAUCGACGACUCCCCUCCUCUAGAAUCCACUAGAAAGAAGAAGCACCCGCACCGUAAUAUUACAUCUCUCCACGAGGAACAUGCUUCAGACAAACUCGUCUUUCACCGCCGCUCCAUCGCCGCUGACUUCGAGAGAUCCCGGAGAACCACCGCCACCUCCAUCUCCUCCGUUUUCCUCACAUAUUCCAACUCCAGCUCCUCUGACUCAAGCGGGCUCUCCUCCUCCGAGCUAGACUCCUUCUACCUACGCUCCAAGUCCUCUCCUCCGCACACUCGUCAACCGAAGCCUAUUCGAACCUCCGUGGUAGAGAAACCUAGCAGCAAACAAGAGCACGGUGGUUUCUUGAGAACCAAGUCAAAGGCGUUAAAGAUCUACACCGACUUGAAAAAAGUGAAACAACCUCUCUCUCCCGGAGGACGCCUCGCUACUUUCCUCAACUCUCUCUUCACAAACGCAUCAAGCAACCAUAAGAAGCUUAAAAAAAUCAACACCACCGUCUCUUCCUCAGCGGAGCAGCCACCACAGUCCUCCUCCAACACCACAUGCUCCUCCACGUCCUCUUUCUCCAGAUCUUGCUUAAGCAAAACUCCAUCGUCUAGCGGGAAAUCCAAAAGAUCCGUAAGGUUCUGUCCAGUGAACGUUAUCCUCGACGAAGACUCCUCCAUCCAUAUCCCUUACGGUUAUAGUAACAAGCUGCAUGGAAACAACGUCGACCGCCACGUCAUGGAGGAGGAGAACCGACGCGUUAUCGAAGCGGCUAAGGAUCUUAUUAGGACGUACCAAAAGAACAAGGAUCAUUUGGCCGUGACAACGUGCGACAAUGUUCAAGAAGAUGACGAGGAUGAUAUUGAUGAUGAUGCGGCGAGUUACGCGAGCUCUGACCUGUUUGAGUUGGAGAAUCUUUCGGCUAUUGGGAUCGAGAGGUAUCGAGAAGAGUUACCAGUCUACGAGACCACUCGUUUGGAUAAUACGAAUCGAGCUAUUGCUACAAGUUUAAUUGUAUAAUAAUAAUGUAUUUAGUGAAAAUGGUUGGGGUGGUUAUAUUAGUUUUUAUAUAAUUUUAAAACGGUUUUUUUCCUCUUGAGGCUGUUCAUGUUUUACCGUGUUCUAAAACUUAUUUUUUCUUCUUUCUUAGCUUCUUUUAUAUUAAGUAACUUGUGUAUAAUAACUAUGUUAAUCAUGGCGUAUUUUG
This is a messenger RNA of Brassica rapa (field mustard), 7404 nucleotides long. RefSeq names its product protein BIG GRAIN 1-like A. Gene Ontology annotation, biological process: auxin-activated signaling pathway. The record is from RefSeq and is a predicted model, not a curated record. Lineage: Eukaryota; Viridiplantae; Streptophyta; Magnoliopsida; Brassicales; Brassicaceae.